AUGUCACUCAAUAUGAACAUCAAGGAAGGCAAUGAAGAACACCAUUCCCUCAUGGACAGUACACGCUGGGGAAUGUCUGCAACUGCAGCUCCGGAGACAAUCGCGUUAACCGUCCUCGGAGAGUCUGAAGCGGGAGGUGUAUCUGGUCAUAGAUACUCAAUAUCUGACUACUACAUUUUGGUUAGCUACUGGGGGAUGCUGCGCUGGUUUUUGUCCUUCAUCUUGCUUGGUGGCGCAACGGCCAUUCUGGUCUCCAAAUCUAUCCCCGGCCUCGUGCCCUUCGCCAUUGUCAACGAGCUCUGUGCUGGUGCACAUAUACUUACAGUGUUCCCAUUGCUGAGGCAUUCCCAUUCACCCACCAACCCACGCCCACCUACAGUAUGGCUGGUUCAGUUUGUCGCCCUGCUUACCCUAACCCUGGCUGCCCUGGCGACCAGCAUCACAUUACUAUUGAAGACUCUUGGAUUCAAAAACGAAAGGAAUGGCGCUCUAUGCUACACCAGAAGCGGUGGACACUACCGGUGUCGCAGUGCGCGUAGCCAAACAUAUGAUAUGUCAUUGGUCUGUCUUGGUGGCUCUAUAGCAGUUCUGAUGUCGACCUUCGCUCGUACUGCCGACGGCCCCAAGUCCACUUUCGAUAUCCGUAACGCUAUGCAGAUGGCCAUGCAGACUGACGUCAGCAUCUUCCAUACUCAGGAGAGUUUGGAUGAGGGUGUCGCCAGCUUGUAA
Molecule: messenger RNA, 729 nt
Organism: Aspergillus nomiae NRRL 13137
Lineage: Eukaryota; Fungi; Ascomycota; Eurotiomycetes; Eurotiales; Aspergillaceae
Exons: 3
Coding region: 1-729 (242 amino acids)
Source: RefSeq, a predicted model, not a curated record